Molecule: messenger RNA, 1883 nt
Organism: Oryza sativa Japonica Group (Japanese rice)
Lineage: Eukaryota; Viridiplantae; Streptophyta; Magnoliopsida; Poales; Poaceae
Source: RefSeq, a predicted model, not a curated record
UCUUCUGCACACGAAUUUCCAUUCUUGCCCCCCACAGAUGCCUCAUUCUCCUUUCGACUUCAGCGGGUGGCGAUGGCGUCUAGGGACUCACUCCAUCGCUCCACCGCCACCGCCGACCUCCUCCUCGGCGACGCGCACUGGGACCGCUUCCAGGAGGCCGUCCUCGAGCUCAGGCAUGACGUCACCGAGGCGCAGGCGGUGCUGCGGAGGGGCAACGCCGCAAGGCGAGGCUCGCGGCCGCCGUCAGGUCCCAAUGCUGGGCCGAAGGAGCUCUGCCGCCUCGCCUCCGCCACUGCGGCUGCCACCAAGCACUUGUCGCCGCGCCUCAGCUUUGGCUCCAUCGCCGAGGAAAUCGAGAUGGCCGCCGCGGCAUCCAUUGCUGUGUUCAUGACAACCAUGUUCAUGUUGUGGCCAUGGCAUCCUCAUGCAAGAAGACGCCAGCAUUUGUGGCCUUUGCAUAGAAGGCCUCGCCAGAGACGCGGAGGUAUCUCUUGACAAGUUUGAGGAGUUGGAUCAAUGCAUCGAUGAGUCCAAGAGCAGCUACCCAAGGUGUUCAGUAGUGUUCUUCAGACGGAAUGGAAGCAUUGUAUUCUUACAAGAAGAUUUUCUUCCAACCCACAGAUGAUUGGAGUUGCUUCUUACUGAUGAUUGGAGUAUCAGAUUAUCAGUAAAUCACAUUAUACUGGCAAUUUGAGUAAAUUGAAAUAUUGUGACUUGGAAGAAAUUUAAGAUGAGAUGAGAGAUUUUAACAGUAUCGCCUUUAAAGGCAACAAAUGGAAUUUUGCAAUUCCAUCAUCAUAGAGAAAAGAAAGGAGUACAUGUCAUUCUCAGACACAUCCCACAUUCCAUCAUUCCAGCAUCUUUACAACUCAUGCAUAAAAAUAGAGUUUUUACUCCAGCAAAAAUAUCUCAAAUCAUUCUUAAAGUGGAGUUUGCCCAAAUUGAGUUCUGAAACAUGAAUGGCCUUUUAAUUCUUCUUCUUCUGGCCACAUUGGAAGGAAUUCACUGUCAUUCUUAGACAGUUAUAUCAUGAUGACAAAGCAUAAUUUUACUAAGAUUGUUCAACCAUAAUUUGGUUAUACCACCUGAACUAUGAGCAGGCGAAUAAAAGCAAGAAGAUGCAGAGGCCAUCAAUCACGUCGUCAUAUUGCAUGAAAAGUCAACAGCCAAUUGUUGAAGAAAUGCUAUGUGUAAUCAUCCACAUGGUAACAGAGUGCUGAAUUUGGUCUGAACUUAUCUCUGAAUUUCACCAAAUGUUCUUUCUGAAUUUAGUCUCAGCUCGAUCUCCUCUCUAGACCAUAUGUUUAGCAUCCAUGUCAAAUGUGCACUAAUCUGCAGCAUACACGAGAGAGAGAGAGAGAGAGAGAGAGAGAGAGAGAGAGAGAGAGAGAAACUGCGCACACAUUGUUCUCAGGAACAAUAUCAUCUCAAGAUUCACAAACCAGGUUCAGGAACAGUACCAACAUCGUUGACCUGAAGGCUGAAGCAUGGCCGCCCGGGAAACCGAAGGACUCAUCCGAGGAGGCGGGGACGGCGCCGCGGCCACCGACGACAAUCUGCAACUGGCGUCGCCUUGCUCCAUGGCCGCCUGCUCCGCCUUGCUCCUUGGCUGCCAUCCCGCCUCGCUCUAUGUCUGCUUGCCGCCUUGCCCUACCCUGCCUUGCCCUGCUUGAUGGCUGUGUCGCUGCCGUCGUCAGCCUGCUGUGUAGCAGUUGGAGAGUGCUGGUGGAGUGAUAGUCCGCCGCCGGACUCAUCCGAGGUGCCACCGGCAGUGCUCGUCUCGCCGCCGGCGCGCGUGGAGGAAACACCGUAGCGCAAAGGAGAUAAGAACGAAGGGCAAAAGAGUCAAUUUGCAGCUUCCUUAAUUUCCUCAAUCGUGUCGG